AUGCGCCCAUUCAAGCCCACCGCCGGCGCCUCCACGCCGGCGGACGCGCGCAUGGUCAAGGCGGGCUCCGACCCAUCCACCUACCGCCUCGAACUCCACUUCAACCAUCUCGUCUCCUCCGGCCGCCUCGCGGCCGCCGGCAAGGUGCUCGACCAGAUGCCCGAGAAGAACACCCUCUAUCUCAGAUCACUCAACCGCCUCGAACUCCACCUCAACUACCUUGUCUCCUCCGGCCGCCUCGCGGCCGCACGCAAGGUGCUUGACCAGAUGCUCGAGAAGAGCACCCUCUACCUCACCCUCUACCUCAGAUUCCUCAACCGCAUUCUCUUGGGAUGCUCCAGGCCCUGCGACCUCGCCGCCGCCAAGGCGCUAUUCAGCGCCGCGGCUUGCCGCAACGCCAAAACCUGGACAAUCAUGAUGAGCAUGCUCCCCGCGGACGGCCGUGGCUCCGAUGCCGUGUUGUCGCUCUUCCGAGACAUGCUCAGGGAGGGCGAGGCGCCCGACGACGUCACCGUCACCACCGUGCUCAACGUGCCUGGCUGCGCUGCGAUGUCGGGACACUCCAUCCCGUGGUCACCAAGCUCGGCUUUGGCGCCAGUGUUGUCGUCUGUAACACGCUGCUAG
Molecule: messenger RNA, 624 nt
Organism: Miscanthus lutarioriparius
Lineage: Eukaryota; Viridiplantae; Streptophyta; Magnoliopsida; Poales; Poaceae
Source: the annotation of a GenBank genome assembly